Messenger RNA from Anopheles merus, 4434 nucleotides. Its product is annotated as myb-like protein U. The transcript has 4 exons. Gene Ontology annotation, biological process: proteasome-mediated ubiquitin-dependent protein catabolic process; multicellular organism development. Gene Ontology annotation, cellular component: cytoplasm. Lineage: Eukaryota; Metazoa; Arthropoda; Insecta; Diptera; Culicidae. Bases 2766 to 4373 code for a protein of 535 amino acids. Gene Ontology annotation, molecular function: ubiquitin conjugating enzyme binding; zinc ion binding; ubiquitin protein ligase activity. The record is from RefSeq and is a predicted model, not a curated record.
AUAAAUGCAAGCUCCCGGCAAUAAUCAGCCCUGUAAAAUUGGGCUGAAGGUGGGAGGGAUAGACGAUAACAAAUCAAUCACCGAUCCCGCUCCCGAACCAAUUAGUGUCGAUUAUAUUACUGGCAGGCGGGUGUGUGUGUUUGGGUGAGCAGUGAUUAAUCAGGCCUUUUUAGGGCCCGACACACGGUGACAAUUGUUUUACAAACAUCCCACACUGUGGUGCUACUGUUUCGGUUCCCAGAUAGUAGAUAAAUAAUUCGAUUGACAUGAUGAUGAUGAUGAUGGUUCGAUUAGCCGAUUACAUUGAGUUGCCCAAAAGUGGUUGGCAGGAAUGUGUCCCGCGAAUGAAAUACAGUAUCAAAGGCGUCGCACAGGAUCGGUGUUGAGUAAAUUGUGGCCAAGCACUUGAAGUGGAUCGUACAUUACGGUACCAAAAGUUGCUUGCCUUUCCAUUACUCCGCUGAACUGUAAUGGUUUGUAUAGAAUAAGUUUAAAAGUCCCCAUGGAUGGUAAGACAUGAUGACGAUGCGUUCAAUCUGAGGAGCAGCAACUGCUAUUGGCAACCGACAACAGCGACUGCUUUGAUGAGCGUGCUGUUUAGGGCAGCUCAUUGGAGGGAAGAGUAAUAAACAAAUGGCGCAUUAUUGCCAACCAAAGGGUUGGCGCUGACUCAUCAGUGUCAUGAGGCUAAUUUGAAUACACUUUGUUCAAGCAAUGUGCGACAUUGUUGCAUUGCAAACUUGAGGCAUACAGUGGCUUACUAAAUUGAUGGUUCACUCAACAAUUUUGGAAAUAUUUGCAAAUAUCUUGGCCAGUUCUGGAGCUGGGCUGCAAUUGUUUAUACCAUUCGAUGGAUAAUCUUUCGAAGUAUCGAAUUGGAAAAGGAAAAAUGUUGUGUACACAAACAUAUUCAUUUAAAGUCAACCCACCGGCGAAGUCAAAUCAUUGAUUGGUGCACCUAUGUGGACGAAUGUAAUAUUCCUUUUAGGUCAGAAUAUAGAUUUCAUGAGCAACAAGUGCCAUUGAUUCCUCAGGCUGCAUUGAAUAACGAAACAUGUCUACUAUGGCCGUACUAACUCCAAACAAUAAGAGUCAACCGAACCGUGCUGCGGAAGUGACACACUAGGAAUAACUGUUCUGAUAGGGUAGAGUGACCCGUACAAAAUUCAAACAGUUCCGAGGAAAGGACAACAAAAUUAAAAAGAUAAUCCAGACGAUAUAUGUGUAGUGUAGAGGCCGGUUACAAUAAUUUACAAUUUUUAAAGAUCUUCUCAAAUCUACCCAUUGCUACCCCACCAAUAUGCUUUCGUAGUGUUUCUGCAAUUCAUUCAACUAACCUCCGUUCCACAGACUCGUCUCGCGAUCGCUGUAAAAGCAACAAAACAACCCAAACCCCUUCCCAUUGGUGUUUUGAGCUUCGUCUCCCUCCAAAGCUUGAUAAGCGAAUCUACAAACGAUGCACAAACUAAUUUCCCUAUCAGUACCGGACUUCAGGUAGUGGUAAUAAUGCUCUGACAUGCGCCACCACCCUGUCGAUUCUAAACCCCCUUUUUGGCGAUGACUCUCCGCAGCAAACUGAUGACUAGGUGGUAAACCUAGCUCCUCCUUAUCUUAAAUGUACCUCCGUAAUAAAGCAAAACUGCGGCUAUGCUGCACCGAAAGAGUAAAGUAAACUUCCUCAAAUUGACGGCCCCGCAGACCCGUGGGAUGGGAUGCCUGCUUCCCGCCGGGUGUGCCGGGCUACCUGCGAAAUCACUGCUAUCGGAGACACCGACCGAGACGUCUUGUCCAUCAAUCUGAGUCAUCUCUGGGCGGUGCACGGGUGUAGCUGUCGCGUGGAACAGUUUCACGCCGACGUCGAUGUGUGGGGACGAUAGCGCAACGAUAAGACAAACCAGCUGGGUAGAUUGUGUCUCCGUACACCGGACCGAUGUACACUGGACCCGGGCCGGGUGGGUUAGCCGAGGGGUGCUAACAUACAUUUUGGCACAAGCCAUGCGGCGCGUGGCUGUCAGAUCAGUUUCGCCUGUCGAAGGUGACGGACCCGGGUGGAAGGUCAUCCCCGGUUGGAGGGAGUGCUUUGGGAAGAACCGUUGGGUGACUUGUGCUGAGGUUUUGGCGAUCGUUGCAAUCGUUUCCGUGUGUGUUGCAGGUGUAAUUCUACGUGCUCUCAUUUCCUGAAGUUCUUCAAACGUUCAAACGUGUCGUAUUGCAAAUCGUGUGUGUGUGACGAGUGAGCAAAUCGAGCACGGACGUCAUGAGUGUAGGAAUUUUUCGAUACCUUUCCUUUCGAUAUCAGCUUAUCUGAUAACGCUGGCACCCGAGACCUGAGGUAUCCUUCAAACACGUUUUUUUUUGUUUUUGCAUAUUUUAAAAAGUUUGCGCAGUGUACUAUAAUCCGGACUGUCUGCCAGACGGGAAGUGCUGGUACACAUUCGUCGAUUAGUGCCUCCGAUAUUGAAGCUUGGACCAAGUGGCUGAAAUUACGAUAAGGAAGAAGCCCUGUGCAAAAGAAAGGGAUUAAAGCAGGGUUGCCAAAAUGCAAAACGGCACAAACGUCAAAGCGUGAUUGUUGUUGCCAAACAGCGAAGUAGCCAUUGGAAGGCCAUCAGUGCGCGAGUGGCAGUGUGAAAUCGCGUUCCUUUAGAGGUGGUUCUCAGGGAUUCGCAAUUGCCGAUUGCUGAUCGGGAUAUCACCAUUAAAAUCCCUGUUGCUGUGGGUAGAGUGCACUCGGUUGAUUAAUUCCUGCAUAACCUACAACGAGAAUGGAAAACUGGAGAUGUAAGCAGUGUGGCAAUUUCCCGAACGGGGAGGUGUACCAGUGUGCUGCCAAGGAUCAUUUUUACUGCGCAACUUGCAAGGAGUCAAAGAACAGGACGCUAUGUACGUGUGGAUCGAAGCUGAAGGAUAGCAAAGUACCGAACCCGAUCGAGAAGCUGCUGCAUCAAGCGAUGUGUCCCUGCCGCUACGCAUCGAACGGAUGUACCUGGAAGUUUGUGCAGAGCGAGAUGGACGCGCACUUGGUCGAGUGUCGCUUCCGGCCGUACCGAUGUGUGGCUGCUUCGUUGAACGUGAUCAAAUGCAACUGGCAAGGUUUGCAGCAUGAGAUCGAGGACCAUCUAGCGAAGGGCCACAAAGAGCUGGGCGAGGUGUUCCGGUUCCGCGAGAGCACCUCGCUCGUGUUCAAGGAGCAGAUCUCGCUCGGCGGUCUGAAGCUGGUCGAUGCGUUCAGCAAGCGCUUCCUGUUCUACUUCUUCUCCGACGUCGCCCACAAGAAGCUCUCCUUUCUGAUGCUUUACUUCGGGCGGCGCGAGGAGGCGGCCCAGUACUGCUACGAGCUGGAGAUUAGCGGCCGACCGUUUGCGCCACCCGCCAAUGGAACGGACAAAGAGGCCACCACCAUCCCGCCGGUGGUCGAGGAUGAUGCACCCGACGCGAGCGUCUUCUCCCGCACCGUUAAGUUUGUGGAGCGUUGCAACUCCGAUUCGGAAAAUCUCGCCGAACUGCUCGACGAGGAACGGUGCGUGUCGCUUUCCCACCGGCAGGUGAAAAACUACCUGCACGAGGGCAAGCUUCACAUGCGGUACCGUGUGCGCAAGGUUGAUGGAGGUGGCCGGGAGAAGAAACUGUCCGUCACGGUCGUGCCAGCCGGGGAAGAUCCACCCCUCGGGAGUGCGGCUCCGGUGAAACCCAAGCCAAGGCCACCACCGUUCGUGUUUGCCAAGAAGGGAACGCUUGCCGGUCCGGGCAAGCGUUCCAGUUCCAGCUCGAGCUCCAGCUCCAACACGAGCUCCUCCUCCAGCUCGUCCUCCACCUCCAAAUCGGGAUCGUCUACCGGGUCAGGCAAAACGGUGCAAAGCACGGCGUCCGUUGCCUCCCGUUCGCCAUCGACUGCCUCGACCAUUACGAUAAGCUCGGAGCGCAAUAGUGGCGACUCGGGGCAGCUUGCAGCGGCAGGCACAAUGGAUAGCCGACACUCGCUGUCGUCCAUUAAUCGCUUGACGACUCCACUGACGCCGUUCGAAAAGCCGGAACAGUGUCCGCUGAUGACGCCUUCCAUCAACAAGCACGAUGUGCCACCCUCGUGGACCGUUUCGCAAACCACGACGAGCAGCUUCGCCUACCACACCAGCACCGAGUACCAUCGGCAGGUGUACGGACACGAGCCGUACCGCAUCUCGCGUCACUAUCCACCGUCCGAGUGUACGACCACGGCGGCCGUCUGCCAGAAGUACACGCAGCCGUACAAGGCGAAGGACGAUCGGCCGUACCUGAUGAAGCAGCCGACGAACUGUCUGUUCAAACCGCAACCCAAGUGGUGUGGCGGAGCUAGUGCCGGGGUAGGUCACGGAAAGGGUGGUUGGAGUGCGUAACCGCUCCAGCUGUGGUCGAAGUAUCCGUUUUCCACACUAAUAAACUACUCAUUUCUCAAUA